AACACACAAAGUUACAAACCAAACCCUAAUCACCUUAUUUCCAACCCUUCUCAUUAUUUUUUUCUUCUCUGUUGACUCAAAAACAAUACUAUAUCUAUCACUCUUACCAUUAAUCAAUCAUCUCCCUCCGAUCUUAAUUUCUUCCAUAUAACGAGAGAGAGAGAGAGAGAGUUAAUUAGUUUUCCUGCAACUUCAACUUUUGUUAUGGCCAACCGGUGGUGGACCGGGUCGGUGGGUCUAGAGAACUCUGGCCACUCGAUGAAAAAACCGGAUCUGGGGUUUUCCAUGAACGAGAGUACGGUGACGGGGAACCAUAUAGGAGAAGAAGAUGAGGACAGAGAAAACAGCGACGAGCCAAGAGAGGGAGCUAUUGACGUCGCCACCACGCGCCGCCCUAGGGGACGUCCACCGGGCUCCAGAAACAAGCCGAAACCGCCGAUAUUCGUCACCCGAGACAGCCCUAACGCGCUGCGGAGCCACGUCAUGGAGAUUGCCGUCGGAGCCGACAUCGCCGACUGCGUGGCGCAGUUCGCUCGGAGGCGCCAGCGCGGGGUUUCCAUUCUCAGCGGCAGCGGGACCGUCGUCAACGUCAAUCUCCGGCAACCCACGGCACCCGGCGCCGUCAUGGCGCUCCACGGCCGCUUCGACAUCCUCUCCCUCACCGGCUCCUUUCUCCCUGGGCCGUCCCCUCCUGGCGCCACCGGGCUCACAAUCUACCUCGCCGGAGGCCAGGGGCAGAUCGUCGGCGGCGGAGUGGUGGGCCCGCUCGUGGCGGCGGGCCCCGUAUUGGUAAUGGCGGCUACUUUUUCCAAUGCUACGUAUGAAAGAUUGCCUUUAGAGGAUGAUGAUCAGGAACAACACGGCGGCGGAGGCGGAGGAGGUUCGCCGCAGGAAAAAACCGGGGGUCCCGGCGAGGCGUCGUCGUCGAUUUCGGUUUAUAACAAUAAUGUUCCUCCGAGUUUAGGUCUUCCGAAUGGGCAACAUCUGAACCAUGAAGCUUAUUCUUCUCCUUGGGGUCAUUCUCCUCAUGCCAGACCUCCUUUCUAAUUAUUGAACGUGCUACAUGGCAACAAUUAAUAUAUUAUUAUAGAAGGAUCAUAUCAUAAUAUUAUGAUAUGAGUAAGUUAAUUAAUUAGCUCGAGACUUGAUUUAUAUAAUAAUAAUAAUGAUAUGCUAUUAAUCAUAGUGUAUUUGUAUAUUUAAUUUACUGCAACCGCUUCCGAUCUGGUCUCACCUUAAUAAGCAACCUGCACAGUGGCCAUGGGCGUUGCUUCUUUCUGUAAUUUCUUGAGUGACUUUUUAGUUUUCUAUCACUCUAGCCAUGUCUGCUUCUUUCUUUUUUUAUUUGGCUCAAGUAUGUCUGCUUCUAUUUCCUUCCUUUCUACUGUUGUUCUUGCACAAGAAAGGGACUGGACUAGACUAGACUGCCGAAAAACAAUACUAUUAAAUAUAUUAAUUUUA
Glycine soja is the source of this 1461-nucleotide messenger RNA. RefSeq names its product AT-hook motif nuclear-localized protein 19-like. The transcript has a single exon. Bases 205 to 1047 code for a protein of 280 amino acids. Gene Ontology annotation, molecular function: minor groove of adenine-thymine-rich DNA binding; DNA-binding transcription factor activity. Gene Ontology annotation, cellular component: nucleus. The record is from RefSeq and is a predicted model, not a curated record. NCBI's taxonomy places the organism in Eukaryota, Viridiplantae, Streptophyta, Magnoliopsida, Fabales, Fabaceae.